This is a messenger RNA of Gilbertella persicaria, 720 nucleotides long. Its product is annotated as RGS domain-containing protein. The record is from RefSeq and is a predicted model, not a curated record. Lineage: Eukaryota; Fungi; Mucoromycota; Mucoromycetes; Mucorales; Choanephoraceae. The transcript is spliced from 2 exons. The coding region runs from base 1 to 720 and encodes 239 amino acids.
AUGACCAGUCACUUAUCAGCAUGUAUUGAAAACAAUUCUCUUAUGACCGCUCUCGAUCUACUUGCGAUCUACAAGAUCAAGACAGAAAACACAUCACGUAAACUAGAUCGCUUCUUUGGUGAAUCAGUACCUAUUGAUAUCUGCGUCAAUGAGAUUAAUAAUGAAGGACUAAAAGCUAUAUUGGGUUCAAAAAUACCCUUAUGUUACUUUUUGUUCUACCUUUUAGAAGAAUACAAUUUUGAAAAUUUGCUCUUUUUCUUACAAGCAGACAAGUUUGAGAUAAAAAAGGAUAGACAGACUGCGCUAGAUAUUUACAAUACGUUUAUUAUGAACAAUGCUAAAUUCGAAAUCAAUCUGGAUGAUCAUGUCAAACGCACAAUUACACACCAUAUCCAACUAGACAACAUAGACACAUCUCUAUUUACAGAAGCUAAAUUAUGUGUGUAUGUAUUACUCGAAUCUUGUUUUAUUCGAUUUCUGCAUAGUUCAGUCUAUAGAGACAUGUUGAAACAAUGUGGUUUAGCCAUGUACUAUGAGGACAGUGCAAAACAAACUGCUCUAGAUUACUUGAAAGGCUAUCUUCAACAUCAACAAAAUAUGGUGAUAGCCUACAGUGAAAGUGAUAGUCCAUUAAGUGAUAGUCUUGUUACCAACAGCAAAAGGCAUUAUGAAGCUAUUCAAUGUGCUAUUGAUCAAUUUAUUCAAGAUGUCUUUGUAUAA